Gambusia affinis (western mosquitofish) is the source of this 3706-nucleotide messenger RNA. RefSeq names its product general transcription factor IIIC, polypeptide 3 (gene gtf3c3). NCBI's taxonomy places the organism in Eukaryota, Metazoa, Chordata, Actinopteri, Cyprinodontiformes, Poeciliidae. Gene Ontology annotation, cellular component: transcription factor TFIIIC complex. The coding region runs from base 248 to 3019 and encodes 923 amino acids. Gene Ontology annotation, molecular function: protein binding. The record is from RefSeq and is a predicted model, not a curated record. The transcript is spliced from 19 exons. Gene Ontology annotation, biological process: transcription by RNA polymerase III.
GGAACCAAGAAGAACCUCUUCAGUUGAUGGCGGUAAUGCACAUCUAAAAGUUGCUUGUCAACCGCCAUAAAAAAGGACGAAGAAGAAGAACUUCCUGGUAAAAUAUGUCUAUAACCUCUGUGGUCCGCUAUAACAGAAAAGAAGAAGAACAACAACAAUGCCUGUAGCCUCUGUUCUAUUUUAUAGAGCUUCAGUCCAAUACGAAUGCAGGUGAUCUGAUAAAGCUCAUCUUCGAAGCCGAGCGGAUAUGUCGGGGUUCAGCGCAGAACUUAUCGACUACCUGGAAGGUAGAAUAACCUUCGAAGAGUUUGACAGACGGAGAGACGAGCGGAAAGCGGAGGACUCAGAGGAAUUUACAGAAGAUGAAAACAAACCUUCAACCUCGGCACAAACAAAAUCUGCUAUUGAGGACGGAGUCAGCCCAGGAGUACAGCAAGCCUUUGCUUCCAUUCUGGGAGAAACGGCAGCAGCAGCGUCUUCAGAAGAGGAGGACAGCUUGAGCUAUGUUGAUGACAAAGAUGAUAGGGAUUUCAAUGUGGAGGAGGAAGAGGAGGCAAAGGGAGUGACCAAAGAGAGGAAGAGGAGGCUGAGGCAAGGAGGCAAAAGAGGCCUGAAGAGCAAGUUGGAGGAUGAGGAGGAGGAGGAGGACAUGACGGUGGGAGACGUGUUCAAGCUGGAGAUGGAGCUGAACCGAGAAAACAGAAGGUUGAUGAAGGGGCGUCGUCAUGGCAGCAAGCUGCCUCAGGCUCUCAGGGGGCUGAUGGGAGAGGCCAACAUCCGUUACGCUCGGGGGGAGAAAGAGGAUGCCAUCUUGAUGUGCAUGGAGAUCAUAAGACAAUCUCCUCUGGCCUAUGAGCCAUUCUCCACUCUGGCCAUGAUCUAUGAGGACAGUGGAGAUGUGGACAAAGCGCUGCAGUUUGGACUCAUCGCUGCCCACCUCAACCCUUCAGACUGUGAGGAGUGGAUCCGACUGGCCGACAUGUCUCUUGAGCAGGACAACGUCCGACAGGCCAUCAUCUGCUACACCAAAGCCAUCAAGUAUGAUCCCACCAAUGUCCGCUACCUGUGGGAACGCUCCAGUCUCCAGAUGCGCUUGGGGGAGCACAAGCAGUGCAUGGACGGCUACCGCAAGAUCCUGUCUCUGCUGCCUCAGGAGGAUGGGGAGCACUUCAUGCAGUUGUCCAAAGACAUGGCUAAGAGUUACUAUGAGAGCAAUGACCUGCCCUCAGCAUUGAGUGUGAUAGAGGAAGGUCUGGCCCGACACCCUGGCUUGGUCAGCGAUGAUUUCCUCAACAUGGCAGCUGAGCUCUACAUUUGCAACCGCCAGUACAAGAAGACCCUGCAGGUUCUGGUCAAAUUUGCAGACAUUGUGUUGAUUCGAGCAGCGUCUCCAUCAGAAAGCUCAGCUCUGUCUGUGAAGGACAUGGUGACAGAGGAGCAGCAGAAGGAAGGGGAAGAGGGCACAAAGUCAAACACUGCAGAGGACAACGAUGAAAUUCUGGAUGUUCAGGUUCCAGACAGUGUCCCAGUUGAUCUCAGGGCCAAGCUCAUUGUCUGCCUCAUACAGCUAAAUGUUUUCUCACCGUCUGAGGGCUUAGUGUCGACUUUGAUGGAACAGAGUCCAGAGGAGAUCGGGGACCUGUACCUGGACGUGGCUGAAGCUUACUUGGAGCAGGGACGCUACACGUCUGCUCUGCCUUUGCUGUCGGCCCUCGUCGUCUCUGAGAAGUACGACCUAGCUGUGGUCUGGCUGCGGCACGCAGAGUGUCUUAAGGCCCUGGGCCACAUGAAGGCGGCAGCAGAGAGCUACACCAAGGUGGUGGAGAUGGCCCCGCUGCACCUGGAGGCCCGGUUGUCUCUCGCCACGGUGCAGCAGCAGCUGGGGCGGAUGGACUGUGCUCUGAAAGCGUUGGAGUCCAUGUACGAUAGCGACACGCUGGCCCAGGAUUCGUCCGCUGCACAGAAGGAAUUGAAGCUGCUGCUGCAUCGCUCCACACUGCUGAAGACUCAGGGUAAGAUGGAGGAUUAUCUGGACGCUAUGAUCACCAUGAUCUCCAUGCUUCUCAAGGUUGCUAUGCAACGGGCCAAGGUGUGUGUUCGUUCUGUAACUCUAGCAGGACAGAACCACCUGAGACUUGUGAAGAUUGAAGACAUGCUGCCAGAAAUCGCCGACCAUGAAAGUGCCUAUCUGGACAACAUGUGUAAAACCAACGUUUUAUCCAAAGAGGACUGGUGGCAGCUGUUGCUCAGCUGCCUGCUGGGCUUGUGUGACCUGCAGCGUUACGAGGAGGUGGAUCUCCUGGUGGAGUCGGCCAUGGAGUUCUACUCCUUCUAUGACAACAAGCCCAGGAGGAAGGAGCUGGAGUUCUUUGGCCUCUCUGCCACCGUCCUAAACCAAAACUACUAUAAGGCAUACAACUACAUCAGAUUAAUGCUUAUAGAAAAUGUAGAUCUACCUCAGUUUUGGAACAUUUUUCAUCAGCUGACAAUAUCGUCCCAGCACCAGCGCCACCACCGCUUCUGUCUACGGCUGCUGUUAAAGCAUCCUGACAACCAUGCACUGUGUGUUCUGUGCGGACACAACGCCAUGGUGUCUGGAAGCUUCAAGCACGCUCUGGGACAGUACAUUCAGGCUUUAAAGACCCACCCAGAAAACCCACUGCACAGCCUUUAUGUGGGUCUCACCUUUUUCCACAUGGCCUCCCAGAAGUAUGUAGCCAAACGUCAUGCUCUAGUACUGCAGGGAUUUUCCUUCUUGUGGCGAUACGUGGAGCUGCGUGGAGAGUGUCAGGAGAGCUUGUACAAUCUGGGCCGAGCUCUGCACCAGAUGGGCCUUACACAUUUGGCCAUACAUUAUUACCAAAAGGCGCUGUCGCUACCUGCAUGGAAACUGGAUGGAAUCUCAGGAGAUCAGGUUGAUUUGAGGAGAGAGAUUGCUUUUAACUUAUCACUCAUCUAUCAGUCCAGUGGGAACAUGGAGAUGGCCCGGCAGCUCAUCAGAACUCAUUGCACUAUAUGAUGAGGUGCUAUUUCUGUCAAGCACUUUCAAAUGUGGGGAUUUCUGAUUUUACCUGCAGUGAAAAUGUUGAGACAACUUGAAUUAACAACAGUUUUUUUAAAUUCUAAAACAACAGUACGAAGCGCCAAUAUUGUAAAUAAAUUAAAUGUAGUUUAUGUUUAAAGUUGUCAUUCCCAUGGCUACUUUAGAAUGUUCUCUUGUCAUUGAUUGUAACCUGCAGAAGGAUUUUGUGUUUCGGAAUGGUCAAAAUUUGGUUUGUCAUCUCUGAUAUUGAUGCUGAUAUAACAUGUAAAAGAAAAUUUUACUGUGCAAUUUUCACAAAUGUAGGGCCUUGAUGCAACACAAUGUCUGCCGUGUGGUACACUAGUCAACACAUUUUUUUAUUUUUAAAGGUUUUAUUGGCUCUAGUGACCUUUAUUUGAUAGUGAAUUGACAGGAUAAUGAGAGAAUAGGGAAGAGAUGGAUCAAAGGUCACCAGGCCAGGAAUCGAACCUGCAACAACCGUGUCGAGGACUAAGGCCUCCUUAUGUGGGUUGUGUUUAACCCCUGGCACCACAGCACCCACACAAUUUUUUUAAAUGAUUUUUUACAGACCAAACAGUUUGUCUGCUGUACUACCUCAAAGCUGAGUACUGAUACUAUUUAAUGUCAUCUAGAAAAUUGUCACAAGUAGACUUUUGCAGUUUU